Molecule: messenger RNA, 2407 nt
Organism: Nematostella vectensis (starlet sea anemone)
Lineage: Eukaryota; Metazoa; Cnidaria; Anthozoa; Actiniaria; Edwardsiidae
Product: protein ERGIC-53
Exons: 14
Coding region: 18-1502 (494 amino acids)
Biological process (GO): endoplasmic reticulum to Golgi vesicle-mediated transport; Golgi organization; endoplasmic reticulum organization
Cellular component (GO): endoplasmic reticulum membrane; Golgi membrane; endoplasmic reticulum-Golgi intermediate compartment
Molecular function (GO): D-mannose binding
Source: RefSeq, a predicted model, not a curated record
CAUUGUUCAUUUUCAAGAUGGCGGCAGAGACUGGGCUUGUGAAUGUGGUUUUGGUUUUUCUUUUACUUCCUAGUUUUAUUUUUUGCGAUUCUGGCGAAAGACAUGUUAAAUUUGAAUAUAAAUAUAGUUUUAAAGGUCCUCACUUAGUAAAUAAGCAGGGUUCUAUACCUUUCUGGAAUUUUGGAGGAAGUGCUAUGCCAAGUAAUGAGCAAGUACGGCUCACCCCAUCUUUACGGGACAAAAAAGGUUUCAUGUGGACAGCAAAUAAGUUCACAAGUGAAUGGUGGGAAAUUGAGGUUUCAUUCAGAGUUACUGGAAGAGGGAGAGUAGGAGCUGAUGGACUUGCAAUUUGGUUUACCGAGAAGCCAGGUGAAGAGGGUCCUGUGUUUGGUAGUUCAGAUAAAUGGACUGGCUUAGGAGUGUUGUGUGACUCAUUUGACAAUGAUGGCCAGCAAAAUAACCCAUUUGUGUCAGUUAUGGUAAAUGAUGGAACUAAGAACUAUGAGCAUUACAAUGAUGGUAAGAAUCAACAUCUAGGAGGUUGUCUGCGUGACUUCAGAAACCGCCCCCACCCUGUCCGAGUUAGGGUGCGCUAUUACCAGAAUGUCCUCACUUUGUGGUUCCAUUCUGGCAUGAGCACAAGCAAUGAGGAGUUUGAGUUGUGUACAAGAGUUGAAAAUGUUAACCUACCUAAGGAAGGAGGAUACUUUGGACUUUCUGCAGCAACUGGUGGACUUGCUGAUGAUCAUGAUGCGUUUUCGUUCAGCACUUUAACCCUGACACCGCCCAAACCUCAGGAAAAGUCUGAGUCAGGGAUGUCAAAGGAUGAGCAAGACAAGCUUGAGAAACAGUAUGAGGAAUAUCAACAAAAGCUUGAAAAACAGAAGCAAGAGUAUGCACAAGCCCAUCCUGACAAAGUUAAGAAAGAUGAAGAGCAGUAUGAGUCUGUGUAUGAGAGGGAUAUUCGUCUGGUUUAUGAAGGACAGAAUGCAAUUCAUCACAUGCUCAAUCAAUUACACACCAAGACAGGAGAGCUUACAGUUCAAGCGAAUGCUCUUACCACCCUGGUACAGACAGACCACAACCGCCUGGGCAACGUUGUGACCAUGGACCAGACCAUCACCCGCCAGGAAGUCAACACACUAAUCAAUGUACAGCAACAACUUGUGCAGAAAAUGGAUGAGAUGAAGUCAAGCAUUGGAAAAAUGCCAUCUGGUGGACAUAAUAUUGACAGGCGAGACAUAGGAACUGUAGACAUGUCAGACAAGCUUAGAGACAUCCAGGCAGCAGUGGAAUCCAUGACCCACUCUGUUAAUCAUCUUGCUUCCCAAAAACAGUUCACAGGUGACAAGAAGGCCACUGACUGCCCACCCCCUCCUCCCAUGCCUCAGUGUGUCGGCCCAGGCUAUUUUGUGUUUCUAGUUGUUGCUCAGAUUGCAAUGCUCAUUGGCUACAUCACGUAUCGCAAUCAGAAGGAGGCUGCUGCAAAGAAGUUCUUUUAAUUUUAAUUGACUCUGAAUAAUAUUUGUAUUAUUAUUAUGAGAUUUUUCAUACUGAAACACCUAUAUUUACCCUUGGUAUAAGUUUUAUAAUUUAAACCAAGAAAACAGCAAGAAACUUGAAAAUGUCACGUUGUCAUGUCACGCUGCAGUGAAAACAAUUUCUUUCAUAAUAAAAGCAAAAAAAAAAACAGAUUCCAUAUGAAGAAAUUCAGUACAUUAUAGCAUUGAAAAUUGUUGUUUUCAGUUCUUUUUGAUAUGAAAAAAGGUGAUUUGACUGCCUCGUGGUGCCCUACAUGACAACAUGCACAAUUUGCAAUGUUCACAUUUCAUGAAAACAGUCCCGGGUAAUUACAUUGUACGUAUUGGUGUAUACGCACUUUAAAAAGAGCGUUGAAAAUGCAAAGAAGUUUAGAUGGCAGGAUUGCAUACAUAACAUAGAAAAAUUAGCAAACCACUCGGGGAUUUCUGUGACUGCAUAGCUGGCAACUCUCCCGCAUUAGGCGGGAGUCUCAAGAUUUUGAACUUUUUCCCAAGCCUAAUUUUCUUGAAAAUAUCCAUACGUUUAUUGUGUUCUCCUGCAUUAGCUAUCUUGGUACUUUUGAUACAUUCACUGUAUUUUCUCAAGAUUUUUCCUAAAGCGAGGUUGACAACUAUGUAACUGUAUAAACAUGAAUAUAAUAUCGUGAAAAAGCGUUCGUGUAUUCCCUGUCUCCUAUUUUGUUGGUUUAUUUGAUUUUCACUUGAUUUACUACUGUGCUGUUGUUUUUAAUAUUUUCUGUAUGAAUCUUGAUUUUCUGUUUUUAUUCUCUUGGCUGGAACAUAGAUUAUAUUUAUUUAACUAGGUAGAAUGUGUUUGAUAUUCACGGAUUUGAACAUAUUUAAAAAUAAAAUAGCGUUUAUACUUG